AUGGUAAGGCGGUACCUGGGACACAUGACAGAUCCCAGAAGCCGCCGGACCAAUCACAAAGCGCAAGUGCUUCUCGCUCAUGCACACUGGGCACCCGGCUGUCAUGCCGAGCGCCAUUACAGAAGCCGGGAAGACAGCGUGCGGCUGGAUCGAGGAAUAGGUAAGAUCAAACAAAAACUCUGCGGAAGUAAGAGCGGGUACCUGUCAAAUUCAGGUACCCGCUCCCCACCUCCCCAAAGGUCAGCAGCCAUCUGUACUGUCCGCAGUCUCUGGUCAUCCCUGUACUGUCCGCAGUCUCUGGUCAUCCCUGUGCUGUCCGCAGUCUCUGGUCAUCCCUGUGCUGUCCGCAGUCUCUGGUCAUCCCUG
Messenger RNA from Staurois parvus, 366 nucleotides. NCBI's taxonomy places the organism in Eukaryota, Metazoa, Chordata, Amphibia, Anura, Ranidae. The record is from the annotation of a GenBank genome assembly.